Messenger RNA from Eriocheir sinensis (Chinese mitten crab), 7888 nucleotides. It is a transcript of the gene KLHL18, whose product is annotated as kelch-like protein 18. The coding region runs from base 253 to 2004 and encodes 583 amino acids. Gene Ontology annotation, molecular function: protein binding. The record is from RefSeq and is a predicted model, not a curated record. Lineage: Eukaryota; Metazoa; Arthropoda; Malacostraca; Decapoda; Varunidae. The transcript is spliced from 10 exons.
CAUAUGUAGUUUUUUUUAUUACAUUAACACCAAGAACCAAUGGCACUAUACGUUUUCAUCUGAAUAUAUACCAGCUAUUUACAUCUCAGGUGAAAAAUAGAGUUAUGAUUAUCCGGAUAUGAGUGAGAAUAAGCAGAAGAAAGGACCAGCAGGAGGAGGAGGACCCACGAAGCGAUACAAGGCAGAAGAGGAAGAAGAAGAAGAAGCGGUUUGUUUAUAAAGAGAGGAAGGAGUUGUCCGGAAGCUGCCGUGAUGGAGGAGGAGCAUCUCACAAAGUUUGACCUGGGUGACCUGGAGCACCUCGUGGAGACCGACGAUUUCACGAUAUUCAACCAAGAUGACCUACCCAUGGGCGGCUUCCAGGUCAUGGAGGACAUCAGGAGGAAGGGCAAGCUGUGUGACGUGACCCUCAAGGUGGAGGACCAAUGUUUCACUGCACACAGGAUUGUGCUGGCAGCUGUCAUACCAUACUUCAAUGCCAUGUUCACUCAUGACAUGGCUGAAAGCAAACAGAUGGAAAUAACCAUGCAAGGAAUAGAACCCAGUGCUUUAGAAUCCCUGAUCAACUUUGCGUACUCGGGAAAGGUGAAGAUUGACGGCAGCAAUGUGCAGAGCUUGCUGGUGGGCGCCUCCUUCCUGCAGCUGGCCAAGGUGCGGGAGGCCUGCGCUGACUUCCUCAAGCACAGGCUGUACCCCAACAACGUGCUGGGCAUCCGAGCCUUUGCCGACACCCUAGCCUGCUGGUCGCUGGUGGAGGCCUGCAACCGCUACCUCCAGAAGCACUUUGUGGAUGUCUCCAUGUCCGAGGAGUUCCUGAACCUGCCGCUGCCGGACGUGAGGGACAUCAUCUCCCGGGACGAACUCAACGUGCAGAGCGAGGAAAAUGUGUUUGAGGCAGUGAUGGCGUGGAGCAAGCGGGACCUGGACCAGCGAGCGGACAGCCUCCCGGAGCUGCUGACCAAAGUGAGAAUGCCCCUUCUCACGCCCCAGUACCUCACGGACCGUGUCGGCACCGAAAACCUCAUCAGGUCAUCCCAUGAAUGCAGAGACCUGCUAGACGAGGCCAAGGACUACCACCUCAUGCCCGAGCGCCGGCCACUCCUGCAGAGCUUCCGGACACGGCCACGCUGCUGCAAUGACAUCGUGGGCCUCAUCUACGCUGUGGGCGGCCUCACCAAGUCAGGAGAUUCCCUGAGCACGGUGGAGGUGUAUGACCCCAUAGUGGGCAGGUGGCAGAUGGCAGAGAGUAUGUCGAUGCUGCGUUCUCGGGUCGGUGUGGUGGUGAUGAAGAAGAAGCUGUAUGCCAUCGGUGGGUACGAUGGCAUAGACAGGCUGGCCACGGUGGAGGUGUUUGACCCGGCCAGCAAGUGUUGGAGCAAAGUCUGCCCCAUGAACUGUAAACGAAGUGCCGUGGGAGCAGCCGUGUUGAAUGACCAGCUGUACGUGUGUGGCGGCUAUGACGGUGUGGCAUCCCUCAACACGGUGGAGUGCUACCACAGUGACACCAACAAGUGGAUCAUGGUGGCCUCCAUGACCAAGCACCGCAGCGCAGCCGGCGUCGUUGCCUUCGAUGGCCACGUCUACGCCAUUGGAGGACAUGACGGACUGUCCAUAUUUGACUCAGUGGAGAGGUAUGACCCCACAACGGGCCAGUGGACGCCUGUCACCCCCAUGCUGAGCAAACGCUGCCGGCUGGGCGCUGCAACACUCAACGGGCGGCUGUAUGUGUGUGGCGGCUACGACGGUUCCACUUUCCUCAGGACGGUAGAGGUGUACGACCCCAUCACCAGCAAGUGGUCCUUCAUCGCCGCCAUGAAUGUAACGAGGAGCCGCGUGGCGCUGGUGGCCAACAUGGGCCGCCUCUACGCCAUUGGAGGCUACGACGGCGUGUCUAACCUGUCGACGGUGGAGGUGUACAACCCAGACCUGGACCAGUGGGAGUUCAUCACCUCCAUGUGUGCCCACGAGGGGGGGGUUGGCGUGGGAGUCAUUCCCCUCCCCUGAGAGAGAGCUGGGCCAAGGUGGGUCCAUUCCAAGUCACAACUCUUUCAUGGCAGCUUAACCUACUAUAGGAAUAACUUUUAGUGGUAGUGACCUCAAAAUCCAUAGACCUUGUGUCCAGAAGCUGUGCCAGAUUGUCAAGGGUGGAUGUUGUGUGUAGACGGUGCCCCCAACCACUGGUGCCAGCAUUGGGUUUGUGUGCGUGUUUGUGUGUAUGUGUAUGUGUGUGUGAACAGGUAAUCCUUGAGUUGCAGUGUAUGUGACUUAACCCCUUGACUGCGUAUUUCCUACAAGAAGACAUCACCAAGGUACAGGAAUGGAACAAAAAGUGGCUGCUACAAUUCAAUGAAGAAAAAUGUAAAGUCCUGCAUCUUGGAAGGGGAUAUCCAGCAUACCAAUACCACAUGGGAAACACUCCACUAUCCACCACAGAGUCAGAGAAAAACCUGGGACUAUAUGUUACCAUGCUACCACUGAAAGCCAAAUCCAUUCCAAUCACAGCGGACAGGUUAAGACGACUCACUUACAACCAGGCCAAGAAUAUCAGUAAUACCUUAAGUAGUGAGUUGACAUUUCAAGUAUCCUGCCAUGGAUAGAGCACUAGUUUGUUUACACAGCCCCACCCCCUUCUCCUGGCUCCUCCCUACGCCCCCAACCUGACCAAUAUGACUUACAACCUGCCUGUCGAAACAAAACUCUGUCAUAACUCGAGGAUUACCUGUGUUUGUACAGUGGUGCCUCCCAAACAGUGGUACCAGCUGGAAGUAUGUGUGUGUGUGUGUGUGUGUGUCCACUGGUUCCUGUACACUGGUGCCAGCAUCAAGCACGUGUGAGACCAAGCAGUGGGUGCUCCAGGGUCUCAGCUGAGGGGCUCCUGAGGCAUUGGUCCCCGGCUCUCUGACAAGUGACGCGUGACACUCCAGACCUGCCUCUUCCUACAUCUCCCUCUCCUCUUGUAUAGUAAUCUUGCCUCACUCUUUCUCCCUCUAGUAUCAUAAUCUCCCUGCCUCUUCCUUGCUCUCCCUCUAGUAUUGUAAUCUCCCUGCCUCUUCCUCCUUCUAGUAUUGUAAUCUCCCUGCCACUUCCUCUCCCUUUCCCUUUAGUAUUGUAAUCUCCCUGCCUCUUCCUCCCUCUCCCUCUCCCUCAAGUAUUGUAAUCUCCCUGCCUCUUCCUCCCUCUCCCUCUAGUAUUGUAAUCUCCCUGCCUCUUCCUCCCUCUCCCUCUUGUAUCGUAAUCUCCCUGCCUCUUCCUCCCUCCCUCUCCGGUGACGUGUCUUGGGUGCUAGACUUUGUAUGGAAUCUUGUACUGUGGUGCUUCCAAGGGUAUAUACAACAUGACGGCAGGACAUGUGCGAGACACGUGGAUGAUACAAACUUGAGUCACACGCCAGUAAGGGCACAAGCGCCAUAACCACCAAACACUUGUCUGCACUGUGUAUUUCAACAGGUUUUCUUCUCUGUUGCAGUAAGUCACCUGUUCCCUUCUGCGGAUAUUUAUAAGAUGUAGUAAGCAGUUGAAAUAUAAUUAGUUCCAAUAACAUAUACGGUCCAGUGUUGACCAAUCUCUCGGCUUGCAUUUUUUGUCUCUAAAAUGUUGCUUGUCCUCUUACUGCAACACGUGCCUCACUUUUUGCAUGCUUGAACAUAACACAAUGAGUACACUUGGCACUGUAAAAUAAACUUGUAAUGCAUGGUAGUCACUGCCCCAAAACAUGACCAGUACAGUCUGACGGACGUAUGAUGACCCUCUUGUGAUGUACCGUACUUGUGUAAAAGUCAGUCCCAUAAGAUCUGACCCACCCCAAGGCCAUGAUAUGCUCCCUUCAAGACUAAAACGUAUUCGGGCAGGGAAAAAGUCAGUCCCAUAAGAUUUGACCCUCCCCAAGGCCGUGAUAUGCUCCCUUCAAGACUGCAAUGUAUUCGGGCAGGGAAAAACAUUAAGCCCCCAUGAAGAAGUCUGCAUGUAGAAGUCUUUGAUAAACAUGAGUUUUACACACGUAUAUGUACAUAGUGUGUAUAAAAUUAGGUGGACCGGGAGAAGCAACUGCAGUUCAUGAAGUGGACUUUUAUAAUAGGAAGUGUUAGAAUCUCUUACAAAGGGUACAAGGCUACAAACAAAUUAUUAUUAAAAUUAUUAUAACUAUUAUUAUUAUUUUAGUUUCUUUUUAUAGGUGAGGAGACAGGUUUUUUAUUUGAUUUUGUAUCUAACUUGCCAUGUGAGGAAACCAAUUUAUAUUUUUUGCAUUUUUAUAAACUGACAGUAUUUGAAGAGGCAGUGGCACCUUCACCUCUCCUCUCCCUCCACACCUCACAGUGGACAGACUGAAUGUUCACGUGACUGUUCCACACCUGUGUUGAAACAUUGCUCGCUCUCUCUCUCUCUCUCUCUCUCUCUCUCUCUCUCUCUCAUGGCCUGCUGUCAUUUCCUCAUCCGCUCAAGCAAUCAUCUCUCUCUCUCUCUCUCUCUCUCUCUCUCUCUCUCUCUCUCUCUCUCUCUCCUUAGAUCAUGUAUGGCAAACACAUCAGAUGCUUUUCUUCAUAUCACACACACACACACACCCUCUCUCGCCAGUACCUGAAACAAAUGUUCAUCCUCAUUCCCCUUUGUUUUAUGUACCAUUUUUUUAGCUUCUUAAUUUAUAAUAUUCGUAUACAAUAACUGUGUGUGUGUGUGUGUGUGCGUGUGUAUUUUCAAGAUCUAGGUUAUUUAUAAAGUACAACAGAGUCCCAAAGAGUGUGAUCCGUGAGUUAUUUGAGCUACAAAUUAUUGAACUCAAAAUGAUCCAGGCUCUAUUCUCAAACACUUCCAACCCUCACAGCCAAAAUUUACCAAGGCCACUAAGGAGACUAGUUGGGUUUACAUGAGUGUUUUUCACAUUCAUGGUGCAGAAGCCUUGCCAAACUAUCACUAGACUCCAGAAACUACCUAUGGACAUAUUAACACAACCUCUCCCAAAGCCUUACCAAAUGUAGGUGUGUAAGCCCCCCCCCCCCAAAAGGCUUGAGGAUACAGGCCGUAGUGUCACAAACAGAUCUCGUAUAGUAAAAGCCAUAGACCAGGAUGAAAUCAAUGCAAUGAGAGAGUUGUAUGAAUGAAAAUCUUAAACAGGUUACAAAAACUUAAUCUCCCUGCUUCUUCCUCCCUCUCCCUCUUGUAUAGUAACCUCCCUACCCUGUCCUCCCUCUCCCUCUUGUAUUGUAAGCUCCCUGCCUCUUCCUCUUCCUCUCCCUCUAAUAUAGUAAUCUCCCUGCCCCUUCCUCCCUCUCUCUCUAGUACUGUAAUCUCCCUGCCUCUUCCUCCCUCUCCCUCUGUCUAGUAUCAUAUUCUCCCUGCCUCUUCCUCCCUCUCUCCCACUCCCUCUCCCUCUAGUAUCAUAUUCUCCCUCUAGUAUCAUAUUCUCCCUUCCUCUAGUAUCAUACUCUGCCUCUUCCUCCCUCUCCCUCCAGUAUCUUAUUAUCCCUGCCUCAUUCUCUCCUUCCUCUAGUAUCAUAAUCUCCCUCUCCCUCUAGUACAGUAAUCUCCCUGUAAUCCCCCUGCUCUUCCUCUCUCCCUCUCCCUCCAGUAUCAUACUCUCCCUGCCUCUUCCUCUCCUUCCUCUAGUAUCAUAAUCUCCCUGCCUCUUCCUCCCUCUCCCUCUAGUACAGUAAUCUCCCUGCUCUUCCUUUCUCCCACUCCCUCUCCCUCUAGUAUCAUAUUCUCCCUGCCUCUCCCUCUCCCUCUAGUAUCAUAUUCUCCCUGCCUCUCCCUCUCCCUCUAGUAUCAUAUUCUCCCUGCCUCUCCCUCUCCCUCUAGUAUCAUACUCUCCCUCCCUCUCCCUCAGUAAUCUCCAUAUAGAAUGUCAUUAAUUCCAACAACAGCACAAUCUCAUGUAUCCUGUAAAUUCUCACACUCUUUGGGAUGCUCUUUAGUCCGUUCUCAAAUUCAUUAAUAGUUCUGCUGUUAAUGACCUCAAUGUGGCAGUUGUGGAUCAUUCCCAAUUCAUUGUCUGCCCAGCUGAUUCUCAUGUAUAUUUAGGAAGUGUUCUGUAAUAAUACCCGUAAUAUUUUCAUGAUCUUAGGGUCACAACUUAGGCGUGUAGCAAUCUCCUUUCUCGUGGUUUUAAUUCCUUGAUUCAGUACUGUUUCAGUCACAAGAGUAAAUCACAGCUUGACACACUCAGUCAUGCAAGUUUUCAUGUUAUUCACUUGAUGUGUAUUCUGAGUUGCUUGUUUAGUUCCAUAAUCAAGCUGCAUUGGUUGCUUGGCAUCCAUUGGUUGUGGAUUCUUGCAGGGAAAUCACACUAGUUUAAAAUAAUGGACAGUAACAUUUUGACAGAACAUUACUGUCACAUUUAUCUGUUUGUUAUGGAUGCUACUAAUAGUGUGCUCUUUGACAUAAUGACAUGCGUACUGUGCUUUGUGGACAUAAUGACUCGUUCAUUGUGGAAUACAUGGACAGCCUGAGAUCAGCGGCCGGGCCACUCACACACACCUCACAGUGUUUGUACUCGUGUGUCAUGGCCCGCAGCUGCCAGGAAGAUCUGUGUGGGUGCAAGGGUCGCAUUCUCACACUGUAUACCAAUAUGGGACUUACCUUCCUCUGUUAAUGCUUACAAGCCUCUGGCACAAACUGCUUCAUUUUUCUGUUCAUGCACUGUUGGGGAAUAUGCCCCAUUGAACUUGCAGGAGGCCAAAUAAGUAUAUAAAGUCAGAGAGUUUGCUUCAGUUUGUAAAAGUUACUGGGCAGCAUAAGAAUGCUGCCUUCCUCACUACUCUUGUGGACUUUUGGGGGCAGGUCUUGUAGCGGUGCUGUCAAACACACCUCACAGGGAAAACAGUACUCAUGGUUAUGAGGAUGGGAGAAAAUUAUUGUUACGCUGAAUUGUGUGUGUGCGUGUGUGUGUGUGUGUGUGUGUGUGUGUGUGUGUGUGACCCAUGGUCUGAUCCUGUGCUGGACUUGUGAUCACCAGCCAGUGCCCUCCCAGAAAGAGCUUAUAGCUAUAUAGUGAUCAGUCUGUGGGCAUGACUGGAGACUCACUCACCACACCCUCCCAUUCCUCUUGCUCAGGGCAGGACAGGGCUGCUGCUGUCAGCAAAAAAACUUUUGGCCUGAGCAAGACACACACCUCAGAUGGCUGUGUGUGUGUCUAUGUUUACUUAGGAAAAUGAGCUACAUUCUCAUCUCAGAAUCUCAACAGGUAAAAUUUAUCUUUAAAUUCAUGUAGGUUUUUGGUCUGAAUGAUCUCACUGUCCAGGCUGCUCCACAGUUCAGUGAACAUAAGUAGAAAACUAUUUUUCUAUAUACUUAAAGUCUGCAUGGUGCAGUGGUUAGCUCACUUAGCUACAUAUCCGCGGGCCUGGAUUCAAAUCGCAACCCAGGGAGUCGUGUGUGUGUGUGCGUGUGUGUGUGUGUGUGUGCCAUUUAAUCAGGUAAUCCCUCUUCUACUCCCUUGCCACUUCCCUGCUUCUUCAGUCGGUGUUCCCGCCUGUAUAGCAUGGAAAAUGGGGUGGUGGUGAGGAUGGUGAUGAUGAUAAAAAAAAUUAUUACUAUUAUUAUUAUUAUUAUUAUUAUUUUUAUAAUUAUUAUUAUUAUUAUUAUUAUUAUUAUUAUUGUUGUUGUUUUAAGUGUAGCCUGUGUUCACUGAAGUUUAGUAAAGUACUAUUGAUAGUAAUAAAUACGUAUACUACAUUUGUUUUCCAGGUAAUACCAGAUUGUAAUCGCUCUACUACACUUGUUGUGAAGGUAAUACCAGAUGUGUACAUUCAUGGGGACCACUUGACUUGGUUUAUGCAGUUACUGACAAUAUCUAAGCCUAAGGAACAUUCUAGAUUUAUUCUUUUGUAUAUCUACACUUUCUGAUAUAUUUUUGUGAUAUUAAUCUUAAUUCAAAUAUAUGAAGUACAAUGAA